AUCAUUUCAGCUCACAAACACAGAUUGCCAUGGUCGACGCUGAAAGUAAUGAAGAGUUCACCAAAGAAAAUAGUAAUAAAGAAGAGGGUUACCAUGAAUCUUCAAACAUCAGGUCUUCAAGUGUAAUGAGAUGGGGAUUACUCUUAAUAAGCUGCAUAUGUGGUUUUAUAGGUACGGUUGGAGGACCUUUACUGCUUAGACUCUAUUUCAUGCAUGGAGGCAGCCGGAGAUGGUUGUCAAGUUGGCUAGACAUGUCAGGGUUUCCCAUUCUAUUCAUCCCACUCACAAUCCUUUAUUUUAGACGCGAUCGUACACUACCUAAUAUCGACUUCUUUGCUUCUCGAAAGCUUUUACUAUGUGCUGCUCUAAUAGGCAUAGCUCAAGGAAUUGGCAAUUUUAUGUAUUCUUAUGGUAUAUCGUUCCUCCCUGUAUCAACGAUAUGUCUCCUUGUUACCACCCAACUUGUAUUUACCUCCUUCCUUUCAUUCAUUUGGGUUAAACAUAAGUUUACUCCGUAUUCAAUAAACGCAGUUGUGGUUAUUAUAAUGGGUUCUGUACUACUCGGUUUAACAAGGUCCAGUGAUCGCCCCACUGGAGUUACAAAUUCUCAAUACUUGUUGGGUUUCUUCAUAAGUGUUGGUGCAGCUGCAAUUUUCGGGUUCGUUAUGGUGAGCACUCAAGUGGCUUUCAAGAAGGCCAAUCAAGCCAUGACUUAUUCUAUUGGGUUGCAGUUUCAAGUUUUUGUGGCUGUCUUUGCUACGCUAUUUUGCACAGUUGGAGGCAUCAUAAAUCAGGAUUUCAAGGGAAUGCAUAAAGAAGCAAGUCAAUUUGGAUUAGGAGCGAAAACGUACUACUGGGUAUUGAUUUCAAAUAUGGUAGUUUGGCAGCUGAUGUUUAUCGGGAGAGCGGGGAUUAUACUCUAUACCUCCUCACUGUUCGCUGGGGUCAUGACUGCAGUUUUUCUUGCCUUUUCGCAAAUUGCAGCUGUGAUAACACUCCAUGAGAAUUUCACAGGAGAAAAAGGGAUGGCCCUGGCUCUAACACUUUGGGGUUUCACUAGUUACUUCUAUGGUUCUCACAGGUACACCAGAAAACCAAAGGUAGAAACCCCGUGAAAGAAACUUAGAUUCCAUAUAUAUUCAACCUAUCAAAUAAGCUGCACUAAAAUGUAUUCAACCUCCCAAAUAAGCAGCACAACUGUAAAAUGUAUAAUUCGUGUAAUAUUUUUUUUAAAUGUAUAACACAUGUAAUCUUUUUUCUUUUUUUUU
Papaver somniferum (opium poppy) is the source of this 1268-nucleotide messenger RNA. RefSeq names its product purine permease 3-like. The transcript is spliced from 2 exons. Gene Ontology annotation, cellular component: membrane. The coding region runs from base 30 to 1115 and encodes 361 amino acids. Gene Ontology annotation, molecular function: purine nucleoside transmembrane transporter activity. The record is from RefSeq and is a predicted model, not a curated record. Lineage: Eukaryota; Viridiplantae; Streptophyta; Magnoliopsida; Ranunculales; Papaveraceae.